Molecule: messenger RNA, 2717 nt
Organism: Gopherus flavomarginatus (Mexican gopher tortoise)
Lineage: Eukaryota; Metazoa; Chordata; Testudines; Testudinidae
Exons: 2
Coding region: 1626-2228 (200 amino acids)
Source: RefSeq, a predicted model, not a curated record
UUCCACUGCUGUAGUCUGGAGCCCAACAGCUCUGCCUUACUCUUGGGUAGUUCCAAAUCCCUGACAAGGUCAUUCAGUUCACCUUGUGUUAUGAGGUGUGGUUCAGAGGAGGAGGAUGGGAGAAAAUGUGGGUCCUAUGACACUGAUGGUUCAGGACCAGAAGUUUCAUCCUCUUCCUCUUCCUCGUCUGACUCAAGUGAGAAUGAUUCUGGUGCAUCAGGAACCGGCAGUCCUUCUCCGUGGGGUACUGGGCGUAUAGCUGAUGGAAUGUUUGGAUAAUGCACAGUCCACUUUUUCUUCUUUGACACACCUUUCCCAACUGGAGGCACCAUGCAGAAGUAACAAUUGCUGGUAUGAUCUGUUGGCUCUCUCCAAAUCAUUGGCACUGCAAAAGGCAUAGAUUUCCUUUUCCUGUUCAACCACUGGCGAAGAUUUGUUGCACAAGUGUUGCAGCAUAUGUGUGGGGCCCACCUCUUGUCCUGAUCUCCAAUUUGGCAGCCAAAAUAAAGAUGAUAGGCUUUCUUAACCAUAGUGGUUAUACUGCGCUUUUGUGAUACAAAAGUCACUUCACCACAAACAUAGCAGAAGUUAUCUGCACUGUUCACACAAGUACGAGGCAUCUCUGCUCACUUUGGCUAAACAGAAAUGUGUCCCUUUGCAAAAUCAAACACUGACAAAGAAGAGAGCACGACACUGUAUGAUUUCUAGAGCUGAUAUAGGGCAAUUUGUUCAGCAGAGUGAUUCAUGUAAGCUUCGUUAUGAUUGCAUCAUCCAUGACUUCUAGGAAUAACAUGAUGCAAUUCAUAUCAUGUAUGACACAAUACCAGCUUCAGAUUGCAUCCUUCAUUGUUUUGCCUAAAAAGCAAGUACUGUCCAAACCCAGUCAUAGAUUUAUUCAUAGAUCCAGUCAAAGAUGUAUUUUAGUCAUUUCUGGUUUAAAUUGAGAUCCCUUCCCUUUAUAACUCACUUAUCCUCCGCCAUUCCCAAGUCAAGGGUCGUAUAUACUGACCCAAUAGCAUAUCUUGAAAACUAGAGCCAAUCAACAAUUUUAAGCAUCAUUUUCGUUCUCAGUGACCCAGAAUUAGUAAAGUUGGACUACAUUUAUUUCAGAAGCAUUUUGGCUGUAGAGCAGUGUAAUCUAAGUACAGACCUCUUUUCUCAACCUAUGUAUUAUAUAAUUAUUUUAACAUUAGGUUUAACAAAAUUUUUAAUUCUAUUCUAUUUAAGGUCUUGUCUUUACUAAAAAGUUAGGUCGAAGGAGGGUGCCUUAAGUCGACCUGUUAGUGUAUGUAUCUACACUACCAGGUCCUUUAUGCUGACCUAAAUUGCCUCUAAUGUCGACUUCUGUAAUCCACCUCUGUGAGAGGCGUAGCACUUAAUUCGAUUUUCAUGGGUCGACUGCGAGGUAGUGGAGAUGCAGCGUUGUGUAAUUUGACUUAAUGGGCCUCCAGAUGGUGACCCACAGUGCUCAUCUGUGACCGGUCUGGAGAGCAUUCUCAACUCUUCUGCACUGCAAACAGGUACACAGGAAAGAGCCCUGUCCCUGCUAAGGCCCCAGGAAUUUUUGAUUUCCCAUUUCCUGUUUGAUCAGCAUUGGGAUUAUGCUAGCUUGAGCACAGCUGAUCAUGGAGACUACAUGCCCCAAAUAUGCUCCAGCCUGGUCUGCACAGGAAGUAGUGGAUCUCAUCACUGUGUGGGGAGAAGAGUCUGUGCAGGCAGAACUCCGAUUCAGCAGAAAAGACGCUGACAUCUAUGCAAUGAUUGCUCAUGGAAUGGGGGAGAAGGGCUACAUGAGGGACAUACAGCAGUGCUGUGUGAAAAUAAAAGAACUUUGCCAAGCAUACCAGGAGGCAAUGGAGAUGAACAGUUUUUCUGGUGCUGAAUCCCACACAUGCCGGUUCUACAACGAGCUGCAUGUGAUUCUCAAGGGUGACCCUACCAGCAGCCCCACAAGCAACAUGGACACCUCCCAGGUGUGUGAGUCUAGGGACAACAAGGAGAACGAUAUGGUGUAUGAGGAAGAGGAGGAGGAGGAGAAUGGGAGACAGAUGAGUGGUGGAUCCAUUUUCCCUGAGAGCCAGGAAAUAUUUUUAACCCUGGAGCUCUGUGGGUUGCAGGACAUCACGGUAGCCAACCAUGAUGCUGGGGAAGGCACCUCUGCUGGAAAUGUGUCCUUUGGCACGUCAUCAAUACCUGAAGGCAGACUUUCACUGAUUAGAAGGAGGUGAAAGAGAAAGCGGGAGGACAUGUUCACUGAGAUAAUGAAUGCCUCCAGGACAGCUGAGACAGAGCUGAGAACGUGGAGGAUUUUGCUGUCUGAGAAGUUAGACAUGGACAUGGAGAGCAGGAAAACUUCCAGUGAGCAAGAGUGUGUGGCGCGGGAUGAGAUGCUUCGGAUUAUGAGAGGCCAUGUUGAGGCAUCUGGUUAAACUGCAGGAACAGUAGCAGGAGAGUACAGUCACUUUGUAGACCCUGGUGGACAGCCAGCCAGCAUCGUCUGGCACAGAAUCACCCUCCCCCAAGGGUUCCCUGAGGCGUGGGCAAAAAGUCCAUUAUCCCUUUCAGUUAACUCAGGUGGAGGGUACAAGGAACAGAAAGUGCCCUUUCACAGACUUUGAUGGUCUGGAAUGUGGUAUUACGUUAUACAGCUGAAAAUGUUUCUCCCGUUUCAACUUUACAACCCCUUUUCCCCAAGGUUACCUUUAUUUUCUGUUCCC